This is a messenger RNA of Ipomoea triloba (trilobed morning glory), 1149 nucleotides long. RefSeq lists its product as uncharacterized. Gene Ontology annotation, molecular function: transmembrane protein transporter activity. Gene Ontology annotation, cellular component: mitochondrial outer membrane; mitochondrial outer membrane translocase complex. Lineage: Eukaryota; Viridiplantae; Streptophyta; Magnoliopsida; Solanales; Convolvulaceae. Bases 1 to 1098 code for a protein of 365 amino acids. The transcript is spliced from 9 exons. Gene Ontology annotation, biological process: protein import into mitochondrial matrix. The record is from RefSeq and is a predicted model, not a curated record.
AUGACAAGUGUCAUUUCUGCAAGAAAUUUGGACAUUUUCAAAAAGAUUGCCUUAAGCGUAAGGCAUGGUUCGAAAGGAAAGGGAUUCCUUAUGACCCGAACCAUAAAGCCAAAUGAAAGAUUUGUGUUCAUGGGGAACAGAGUUAAACCUUUAGUAGAAGCCAUUGGAACUUAUCGUUUAAUUUCAUAUAUUGGACAUCAUUUAGAUUUGUUUGAGACUCUUUAUGUUCCUUCAGUUUCUAGGAAUUUAAUUUCUUUGCCAAAACUGGACUCUUAUGCCUCCCAGGAUCGAACAAAAUCGAUAGCCCUCUGCCGUCCUCCCAAAAUCGAAACGCCGAACAAAAAACCCUCCGCCUCACCGCUGCCGUCACCACCGCCGCCUCACCGCUGCUGCUCACCACUGCCGCUCACCACCGGAGAUCGUCGCCUCACCACCGCUUCCACCGCAGCCACACCACCGCGUCCGCCAUUGCAGCGCCGCCUUAGCUUCCAGCAUCCCGCACGCCAUUGCACCAGCGCCACCGCCUCCGCCUCGGCAACGGCGACCACGCCUCCCCCUCCAUCGACGUCGCCGUCCGCCACCAGCUCCGGCCUCCAUCUCUGUCGCCGAAAUCGGCGCCGCCAGGGGAAAGACUAUAGGUUUCAGUUUCAACUAGGUAGUGGUGCAUUGCUUGGAGCGAGUUACAUCCAGAGUGUGACUCCAUAUUUAUCUCUGGGUGGUGAAGUAUUCUGGGCUGGCCAGCAUCGUAAAUCUGGCAUUGGCUAUGUUGCUCGGUAUAACACAGACAAGAUGGUUGCCGCAGGUCAAGUUGCUAGCACUGGAAUAGUUGCACUCAGUUAUGUUCAGAAAGUUUCCGAAAAGGUUUCUUUAGCAUCAGACUUCAUGUACAACUACCUCUCGAGAGAUGUUACAGCCAGCUUUGGUUAUGAUUAUAUUCUUCGACAGUGCCGUCUUAGAGGGAAAAUUGAUUCCAACGGCUGCGUUGCUGCUUUCCUGGAAGAGCGAUUGAACAUGGGCCUUAAUUUUAUUCUCUCUGCUGAGGUUGAUCACAAAAAGAAAGACUACAAGUUCGGGUUCGGGCUUACAGUUGGAGAAUAAUAGAAUGGGAAGCAUUUAUUAAUUAAAAUAAAUGAAAUAUUAAAAAAAAAA